Molecule: messenger RNA, 5976 nt
Organism: Ogataea philodendri
Lineage: Eukaryota; Fungi; Ascomycota; Pichiomycetes; Pichiales; Pichiaceae
Exons: 6
Coding region: 1-5976 (1991 amino acids)
Source: RefSeq, a predicted model, not a curated record
AUGUCUAACCAACAAACAGAGGAGGAAGUUUUCGAGUUCCUCAACUCGCUUCCGGAAAACAAUGGCCAGCCGGUCAAAGAUGCAGGCAAGCCAGACGAGGACAUUCUGGAUUUUUUGGACGAAUUGGAGGCCAAAGAGAAAGAUGGGAAAACAAAGACCGUGAACAAGAAACAGGCACCGGCCAAGCAGAGCAGCGAGCCGGCGGCCAAGAAAGUCGAGACAAAGCCGGUCCAGGAGCCAGAGCCAGAGCCGGUUACAGAACAGACACAGCAAGAAGAACCAAAACCACAGGAAUCCCUGGUGAACGACCCAAUCACCUCAUUUUCCUCGUGGUGGUCUAAAGAAGGGAGCUCCAAAGUGUCGUCGCAGUUCUCGUCGCUGUGGGGGACAGCCGAGUCCGCCUUGAACUACGCCAAGGAACAGAAUUUGGAGAACAACCUCAAAAAGGCGUUCCACGAAAUUGGCAUUACCGGGGUGCUGGAAGGUGACAGAGAGCUUACUGACGACGAGAAACAGAAACUACUCAAGCUGCCAGACACAAAGCAGGCGCUGGACUCGUUGAACAAAGGGUUCAGUCUUUUAUCGACACAGCUGAACACGGCGCUGGAGAAGAUCCAGCACGACAUCGACGCCAACAGAGACGAGAUCCUGGACGUGAAGCUGGUGCACGACCUCAAGAACUACAAGAAGCUGACGCGGUUUGUGAAGAACAACUUCGAAGGCGUGAUGCGGUCGCAGGUGGACGGCGAUAUCCAGGUGACCAUCAGCGAGAGCGGGAUACUGUCGUCGUCGGCAGAGGCCCAGGACCACACCAAGAGCCUGGGGCUUUUUGCGGGGAAGCUUUCUGACGGUGAGAAGCUGAUACACGCCAACAUCGAAAGCGUGAUCAAGAGCGAUUCGGCGAAAGAGCAAGAAGAGAACCCGGAAAUAAGAAAGUCGCAGAUAUAUAUUGGAUUGCUGGCCAUCUCGCUAAAUAAGGAGGACGAGCCGGCAGAAGAGACAGACAUACUGACCAUUGACGAAUACCAACCUUCGUCAUUCUCGUUCACGGCCAUACUGAUUGACAAGACACACAACUUGACCAUUGUGAACCGGUCGCAGCCGUUCCCUUUGAAAUGGGCCAACUGGCUCGACGGCAAGUUUGCAGACGGAGAAGCCAACGAGGAGGUCGACCCUAGCGAGUGGGUGGUCGAGUGGGUCAACAAGGGACUCGACAUGAUCAGAUCAGGCUCGUCAGAGGCUAUCAGUUUGUGGUCCCAGUCCACCACCAACGGCGGCUGGAACACGUUCUCCUUGGCCAGCUCGUCCAAGGUCUUGGACUCGUACUGUUUCAGCGUGGUGCUAUCUGCGGACUGCAAGUCGAUCACAUGGUCAUUCGCCGAGCCGAGGGUAGGAAAUGCGUCUUUGAAUGCCUUCUUGCACUGCGGGUUCAUGGACAGCGUCUGCUUGAUGAAUUUGAACUGGUCGCCCGUGGGGAACCGCUCGCACACAUCCACAUUGUACCUGUAUUCCAAUCCCUUUGAUCCGAAAAGCAGCUGGGUGAUUUUGGACGGAGGUUUCUCCGUCUUGCUAAGAGACGACUUGUUGGUUGCGUUUUGUUCCAGAAUGCGCAAAAGCUUCGUAGACGCCGCGAUUUUUGGCGAAUGGCUAAAUGUUAGGCCGUACAGACAGAUCAACUUACAAGAUGGUGAUGGUUCCUUGCAGAUUUUGCAAACUCUUGAGCAUGGACAUGAUAAGAAGAAAGUAACAUUUACAGCGUACCAGAUUGCUCGCGCUGCCUGUACUUACAAUGUUGGGGAGAUCGUGGUGCUAGAUGUUCCUGAGGAUCAAGCUGAGACCGAGUCGAAUAAGACUGUGUUUAAAGACACCCUGCGCGCCACGAGCGAGUCUACCCUGCUGCUGGUGAGUUUGCUUCAAUUUUUUGUCACCCCAUCGUACCUGGUGCAGUCGGUCUUCAAGGCCUCGGUCACAAAUAACUUCAAGUUCGCCAAAAAGCUACCAAAGAUUUCAACGCUCCCGUACAUGCAAUCCGAAACCGCCUCGCAUUUCAAAGAGGGACUCACUGUCCCAAAGAAGUCCUCUGUCAAGAAAAACGCCGCUGGAAAGGUCGUAAAGAAGAAAAAGCCAACAACCACCAAAUACGUUAAUAUAGGUUCCAAGGAGAUGUUUGAACUCGACAAAGAGGUGGCCGUCAACGUGAGAGUCACAGUCGACACACAAUCGAAAAAAGUGGUAUCCUCCAAAGAAGCAUAUGGCGAAAUCGGGGCCCUGAACUCGUUUGGCUACCAUGUCAGAGUGGCUACCAAAUUUACGUCUCUUUUCACCGAGCCGGGAUACCCACAGGGAUAUGACAAGUGUGUCUAUGUGAGCAGUGGAGACUACUUUUCAAAGACACUCCCGCCAUUAGAAUUGGCCAACUACGAAAAAAAUGCCGAAGACCAAAGGCUGCUUCUUGUCGUUUCCAAAUGGAAAGAUAUUGAACGCUCGUUUGCCCAGGACACCAUCGACGGUGUCACAAACCCUCAACAGAUGAUGGAUAGCACUCUUCCAAUCCCCUUGGGAACAAGAGUGGAAGACGGCGUGCUCAUAGCCCUCAACCCAUCUUCUGGCGUUUCUGAAGAUUCUGAUCCAUGGGCCGUAGCCUUCCCAAUCGGCAGCCUCUUCGACUGGGUAAUAGGAGUUCGACUCCAAUCGACAAACUCUCUCUGGGUGAGGCAUCAUGGCCAAAACCCUACCGUUAGGGGUCCGGAUACCGGUGAUACCGUUUGGCGAGCCGUUAGGGUUGAACGGGUACUUCUCGGUCGGCAGACCGUAGUUGUCCACGUAUCUUGCGGCAGUGAGUCCUUGGUUGACGAACUCGGCGAGCUUGGCCUCCUUGGCACCGAAAUGCGCUCUUCCUUCUCCGUGUGCAACCGCGAUAGGAAUCCGGGAGCCACGCAUGCCGUCGAAGAAGAUCAACGGCACCUCCGUGUUGUCCUCCAUAAUUUCCACAGUGCACACUCUGGCCUCGUACUGUUCCGACUUGUUUCUCUCGAAAGAUGGCCAGUUCUCGGUUCCUGGAAUCAGCUCCUUGAUCUUGGACAGGAAUUGACAUCCAUUACACGAUCCAAACGCGAACGUGUCAUCUCUCUCUUGGAAGAACUUGUAGAACUCGGAUCUGGCCUUCUCGUUGUACAAGACAGAGUCAAAGCCGGCCUGUUGGAAACACCAUGCCAUCUCCUGCUGACUGUUAACACCUUGCUCUCUCAAAAUGGCAACCUUCGGACGGUUGGUCAACGUGGAGAGCUGGAGAUCGUCCUUUGGAUCGUAUGUGAGCUUGUAAGUCAAACCAGGGUCUUGGUUGUCCAGAAUGGCCUGGAACUCCUGGUCAGCGCUUUGAGGGUUGUCUCUGAGCUUUUGCAUGUGGUAGGAAGUGAGAGACCAAACUUGCUGCAAUUUACCUCUCGACUUGGACAGAACGGUAUUGCCGUUAUAAGAAACAGUAAUUUGUUGCUCAGCAUCAAACACAGGCUUUCCGACAAUAGAAACAAACGACUCAGGCACGCCGGCAGCUGCCAAAAUUUGCACAAAAUUGGCGUACUCAUCAGCCUUGAUUUGGAACACAGCUCCAAGCUCCUCAUUGAACAGAGUGGUGUACAGAUCGUCCUUGACGUUUGCAAGGUCAACCUCCAAACCGCUUCUGGCAGCAAAAGCCAUCUCCAAAAGAGUGACAAUAAGACCACCGUCAGAUCUGUCGUGGUAAGCCAGGACAUCAAACUCUUUGUGCAGAGUCAAAAGAGCACUGACAAAGCUCUUGAGCACUUUGGCAUCAUGAACAGUUGGACAGCUGUCACCAACCUGGUUGUACACUUGUGCCAAAGCAGAUCCACCAAGAGACUUGGUCACCAGAGUUGCCAGGUCAACAAGAACAAGAACCGUGUUGUCCACUCUUUGCAAAACUGGGGUCCAGGUCUUAGAAGUGUUGUCAACACCACCAAAGGCAGUGAUGAUCAAAGACAUUGGAGCAAUGACCUCCUUUUGGUCCCAGGACAUCUUCAUGGACAUAGAGUCCUUACCAACAGGGAUGGAAAUACCCAGUUCUGGACACAGUUCCAAGCCGAUAGCUUGCACGGCCUCGUACAAAGCAGUUCCCUCACCAGGGUGGCUGGCUGGAGCCAUCCAGUUAGCAGAAAGCUUGAUGAAGUCGGUGCUCUUGACGUCUGCGGCCAAAAGGUUCAGCAACGAUUCAGCAACACACAUCUUGGCCGAGGCAGCGGCAGAGAUCAGAGCCAAAGUUGGUUUCUCACCCAUGGCAAGAGCUUCACCGGUGGAUAUCACUUCCUUUCCGAGCGACGUAGCAGUAACACCAACAUCGGCAACGGGAACUUGCCAUGGUCCAACAAACUGGUCUCUGUCGAUCAAUCCGGUAACACUUCUGUCACCGAUGGUGAUCAAGAAGGAUUUAGAACCAACAGAUGGGAGUUGGAGAACUCUGCUCAAUGCGUCAUCAACAGUGGUUUCUGGAGCGAUCUCAACAGGAGAAAGUUUGGCGUGCUUGAUCUCUUUAAACAAGUCAAGAUCCUGUUGUCCAACACCAAGAACAAAUCUUUCCUGCGAUUCGUUACACCAGAUCUCCAAUGGAGACAUUCCUGGCUCAAGAGACAAGAUCUCACGGAGCUCGAACUUGGCUCCCAAAUCGUUAUCAUGGACAAGUUCUGGCAAAGCGUUGGACAAUCCACCAGCUCCAACAUCGUGGAUACACUGAAUUGGAGAGUUGGAUCCGUAAGCAUUACAAGCAUCAAUCACUUGUUGUGCUCUUCUUUGCAUCUCUGGGUUACCUCUCUGAACAGAGGCAAAGUCAAGGUCUGCAGAUCCUUCACCAGAAGCAACCGAGGAGGCAGCACCUCCUCCAAGACCAAUCAGCAUAGACUGUCCUCCCAAGACAAUGAUAGCAGAGCCUGGAGUAAUCUUGUGGUCGGACUUGAGAGCCAACUGAGGUCUGACAGCACCCAUACCACCAGCAAUCAUAAUUGGCUUGUGGAAUCCACGGAGCUCUUCCUUGUUGUCUGCGUUGGUGACCUUGGUAGUCAAGGUUCUGAAGUAACCGGUAAUACACGGUCUUCCAAACUCGUUGUUGAACGCAGCAGAACCCAGUGGGGCCUCGAUCAUGAUGUCCAAUGGAGAGGCAAUGUGGGAAGGCUUUCCAACAUUGAGCUCCCAAGGCUGGGAGAGGGUUGGAAUAAGCAGGUCGGAGACAGAGAAUCCAGACAAUCCACACUUGGACUUGGAACCACGGCCCACAGCAGCCUCGUCUCUAAUUUCUCCACCAGAACCAGUGGCAGCACCAGGGAACGGAGACACUGCGGUUGGAUGGUUGUGAGUUUCCACCUUGAUCAAAGUGUGCACGGUCUCAUUUUUGGAGCUCCAUUUGAGUCCAUUUUUAGCGUCUGGAGCGAAAAAGUAAGCCUCGGAUCCGUGGAAAAUGGCCGCGUUAUCACUGUAGGCACUGAUAGUAUACUCUGGAUGGAGUUUGUGAGUAUUCCUGAUCAUUUGGAAAAGAGACAAAUCUUUCUUCUUUCCGUCAAUUUCCCAGUCAGCGUUGAAAAUCUUGUGUCUGCAGUGUUCGGAGUUGACCUGAGCGAACAUGAACAAUUCCACAUCAGUUGGGUUUCUUCCAAGCUGUUUCUUGAAAGCCUCCAUCAGGUAAGAAAUUUCUCCCUCAUCCAGGGCCAAUCCCAGUUCCUUGUUGGCUGCGAGAAGAUUGUCUUUGGAAGAAAUCAGAUCAACAUAUGCCAAUGGUUUUGGCUCAUGGUCUUUGAAAAGGUCAUCGUAGACCGGAACAUGAUCAUUAAUGUACAACGACUGAGUCAUUCUGUCGUAAACAGAACUCAAACAGCUGUAUUUGUCGCCAGCGAAGUAUUGCAAGAUAGGGAAGCCAGGUCUCAUUUGCAACAAGAUGGCCAUUCCUCUUUCGACUCUGUCGACCUUAUCUCCUAA